Molecule: messenger RNA, 1625 nt
Organism: Pecten maximus
Lineage: Eukaryota; Metazoa; Mollusca; Bivalvia; Pectinida; Pectinidae
Exons: 8
Coding region: 159-1223 (354 amino acids)
Source: RefSeq, a predicted model, not a curated record
AACAAUCUAUCAUACAGCGAUUGCAUACCUAUACUCUUUAAUCCAUGAAUAAGUGAAUUAUCUAAUUUCAAUGUGUAUUUUGUUAUAGUAGCAAGCCGCUCUUACAUUUAUCUCCAUAUGAGGAAACCAGACAGAGAAAAGGAGAUGAAAACCCAAGAAUGAUGGAAAAAACAUGGAAGCUUCCGUGUGGUCAAUAUGGUGUAGUCGCAUUUGGGCUGGCGGUACUAGUACUGAUAUUAAUGUACACGCUGUAUACUAUGAAUAUCACAAUACGGAUGGGAGAAUUAGAAAAAAGAAACGCAGAUCUGGCAUCAAAGUUAGAAACAUUGCAAACAUCAGUUGAUAUAUCCGAUCAAAAAAAUAAAAAACAAGAUGAAGCAAUUGGCAAUGUAAAACCAACAGCUGACAAAUGUGCUAAACAUGUCAUCAUGUUAGAACGACGAAUAGAAAAAAUAAAGAUUACUAUUGAAAAGUUUAAACCAGAUAUUGUUAGAUUAGACAAUGCGGUCACAGAUUUCGAGGGAGGAUUGGAAAAACUGACUAUGAGAGUUUUUGGUAUAGAGACACUGAUGGAUGAUGUAAAAGAUUUGUGGAAAACCACGGAAAGAAUGCAUGAGCGCUUCAAGGAAUAUAGGUACAAGCUGUAUACUACCGAUAUGGGGAUAGAAGAACUAGAAGACGAAAUUGGAAAAUUAAAACCAACAGCUGUCAAAUGUGCUAAAAUGGUCACCAAGUUAGAACAACGAACAGAAAAAAUAAAUAUGACUUUUGAAAAGUUAAAACCAGAUGUUGUUAGAUUAGACAAUGCGGUAACAGGUUUCGAAGGACGAUUGGAAAAACAGACUAUGAGAGUUUCUGGUAUAGAGACACUGAAGGUUGAUGUAAAAGAUUUGUGGAAAAACGCGAGAGGAAUGCAUGAGCGCUUGUAUCAUUCCGAGGAAUAUAUCUGGCGGGAAGCUCCUAAAAUUGAAAGAUUAACAGACGACCUGAAGCUAGUAAAACAGCAACAGGAUACUUCUACAUAUGUUUGGAUCCUGGUAAUCUUCGUUGUCAUCCUGAUCUUCGUUAACCUAUACGUGACUUCAUACAUCAACAAAAAACUUGAUAGGAUGCGCAUCCAAGUAUUAAACAGACAAGUCAAUCAACUCGAGGUGGAGAGAAAUGCGAUGGCCAGAAAUCCGAAAGAAUUCAGAAUGAUUCAUUACUCAUUUAGAUUGUUUUGACAGUUGGAAAUAUGCAGCAUACAUGUGUAUGAAUGUAUAUUUUCAGAUCGAAUGCGUUGUUAACCAUGCAUAGCAGUGUAGAUUUUUUCUUUCCAAAUAUGCUACAUCGUAAAAACAUUUCCUUGCAAAAACAUUUUUUGGGGUAACUGCUGUAUUAUAAUGAAAUACAAGUCCAGAAAUAAAGGUACUGAGAUGAUAUAUCAGUUCAAGGCCAUUGUGGUGGAUUAGAUGUCGUGUUGAACUUGCAAAUGAUACCUGUUUCUAUACAUUAUAUACAUAUGCUUAGUCAAACCCUACAUAUUUAUACAAAUUUCAAUUCCGUUCAAUUGUUGUCAUAGAUAUGUAUAUAUCAAUACAAAACGUGAUUUGAAUAUGAUUAAAACAUGUCUGAUACAAAUCUAA